Bufo gargarizans (Asiatic toad) is the source of this 1089-nucleotide messenger RNA. It is a transcript of the gene TIMM23B, whose product is annotated as translocase of inner mitochondrial membrane 23 homolog B. Gene Ontology annotation, biological process: protein import into mitochondrial matrix. The transcript has 7 exons. Gene Ontology annotation, cellular component: mitochondrial inner membrane; TIM23 mitochondrial import inner membrane translocase complex. Bases 81 to 701 code for a protein of 206 amino acids. NCBI's taxonomy places the organism in Eukaryota, Metazoa, Chordata, Amphibia, Anura, Bufonidae. The record is from RefSeq and is a predicted model, not a curated record. Gene Ontology annotation, molecular function: transmembrane protein transporter activity.
AGCCGGAAGCGCCCUCUUUUACGGCUGCGUUGGAGAGGUCAGAAAGGGGACUGCGAGACACGAGGCCGAUCUCCUGAGAGAUGGACACCAACAACCACCCCGGGGCCCGGGGGGGACUCGGGAGCAUCUUUGGAGGAUCCCCCGGGUAUUCUCAGUCAGACCUGGCCGGCGUGCCGUUAACGGGGAUGAGCCAGCUUUCACCAUACUUAAAUGUCGAUCCAAGGUAUUUAGUACAGGAAACAGAUGAAUUUAUUUUACCCACCGGAGCUAAUAAAACCCGUGGCAGAUUUGAGCUGGCGUUUUUCACUAUUGGAGGCUGCUGUAUAACAGGAGCAUCAUUUGGUGCAUUUAAUGGCCUGCGACUUGGUCUGAAGGAAACCCAGAACAUGGUGUGGUCCAAACCCAAGAAUGUUCAGAUUUUGAACAUGGUCACGCGGCAGGGUGCAAUGUGGGCUAACACACUGGGAUCUUUAGCAUUACUUUACAGUGCCUUUGGUGUGAUAAUAGAAAAGUCCAGAGGAGCAGAAGAUGACCUUAAUACUGUAGCUGCUGGUACAAUGACCGGAAUGCUGUACAAAUCCACAGCUGGAUUACGUGGCAUUGCUCGCGGUGGACUUGCUGGUCUAGCUCUUACAAGUGUCUAUGCUUUAUAUAACAACUGGGAGCAUAUUAAGGGCUCCUCAACGCGGCUUUCAUUAUAAAUGGCAUUUUGGACAGCACUUUACCUCUACAGUCUUUAGAACGAACUGUACUUCUACGUGUUGGAGCCCUAAACUGGAUAAAUGGCAGGCCCGGUUUUAGGAUUUGGUCAUCGGUCAGUAGAUGAAGGCAUAGUCAAGUGUGCGCCCCAUCAAGAUGUCACGUUUCGGCAUAAGACACAAUACAUUUAUGUUCUUGUCAAAAUGUAUUUAAAGAUUCACUAUAUUGUAAUGUUGAGAUUCCUGUACUUUUAAUACAUAAAAUAUGUAAAGUGAAAAUAAUGUAUUUUUACUUCCUCUAAUUUGAUGUAUUUAUUGUUAUAGCUGUGGAUGUGUACAGUCCUAUUAAAGCUCUCUUCUUCAUGGGCAAAUUAUAUUGUUAGGUUCAAGA